CGCACAAAGCAAGCCUAAGGCAGCCGCUAUUCGUGCAAUAAGCACGUUGGGACUGUGGUGGGUGCAUGCCUUGGGCGGUCUGCAACGUAGCGUGAGCGCUAGCGCGAGCAUUGUGGAGCCCAGCCUGGCAGGGUGGGGCAGCCCUCUGCAUCACUGAGAUGCAGCGCUCCCCACGCCAUCACACGCCAUCAGCGCAGCACCGCACAAGACGCCGACGGCGCAUGCCAUCACGAAUCGCACCGUUUGCCGCCGGCUUCGCGCUCUGCUAUCUCAUAUUCGGCGGCGGGGACGACGGCGAAGCCGCCCGCGCCGAAAUCGCGCGCGAGAAGGCAGAAGCCGCGGCACGGCACGCCGAGAACGCGGCGACGGCGGCGGAGAUCGCGGAACGGGCCACGCGCGGCGAGGUGCGCGGCGGCGACCCCUACGCGUGCCCCGUGCGCGUCCCGAGUUCCAUGCGGUACUGGACAAAGCCCGUGGUAGAGCAGCCCGGCGACGCGCCUGCAUAUGAUGUAGAGGCUUAUUUGACCUUUGUUCCGGACUUUGGAGGGUUGAAUAAUGUGCGACUCAGCCUCGAGAACGUCCUCUCGCUAGCGAGGGCGUCGGGCCGCGUGCUGGUACUACCGCCGGUCCAGCCCUACUACCUCCUAAACGCGUGCAAGGGCGCCUGCGAGUACUCGCUGGCGGACUUCUUCCCCGCUCUAUUGGAGAAUCAAGAGCGGGCCAAGGUCGUGACGUCGGCGGCGUUCUUCCUCGAGAUUCUGCCGCGCCUGGCGAAGGGCGGACGGUUACCUGAGGAUGCCUGGCCGCCCGACGCCAAGGUCCUGAGGGCCGCGAGACGGUGCGCUCCGAUGCACAUUGCAAAGGCGUCGUGCUACGCGCUGUACGACUGGCUCGACCGCCACUUCCACAAGUUGACGCCGCAGACGGAGACGACGGUGGUGUUGUUCGGUGAGAGUAAGGCGCGCAGGACGCUGGAUGCGGCGAAGGUCGACGCGCGCGUCGCGAAGGUGCGCCACGACCCGCCGGAAUGGAGGUUAGAAGGCGUGAAAAGGCUGUGGCGCGACACCGUCGACGGUGAUGCAAUCCUCGGCGACCGGACCAACGCCGUCGUCGCCCACGUGCGCUCGGCGGGCUGGCGCACGCACGGCGCCGAUUGGAGGCACAUCGACAGCGCCGGUCGGUUGCUCGUGCCCUUCUACACCUACGUCUAUUUUGUGGAUCACGCCCAGCAGAACCUGCACAAGCGGUUGAUCCGCGACCUCGUCCGCCACGGCGACCGCGUGACCUGUGCCGCCGCGGCCGUCGUCGCCUGGCUCGACCGCCAGGCCCCACCCGCGGUCAAGGGCGCCGACGCGUCGUAUAGUAGCCUCCACGAGCGGCUGAACGACUUCCAGUUCAAGGGCCAGAGCAAUGUGCUUGCAGCUCUCAAGGUCCUCGCGCCGCGCGAAGCCCUGUGGGUGGCGACGGACGCCAAAGACAAGGCGCCCUUCGACGGGAUCGCGGAAGCUGGCCACCGCGUCGUGACGCUCGAGGACGCCCUCGUGGCCGCCGCGUCGCGCCGGCGCAACGCGUCCUUACCCAGGCACGUGGCCGUCGCCGCCAACGACGUCGCCAUGACGGAGGGCGAGGCGGCGGCAUUGGCGCGCAUCGGCGCGAACGAGCGCGGCCUCGUCGACGUUUUAGUCGCGUCGCAGGGCCGCACCUUCACGGGCACCUGGUUCUCGACGCUGUCGACGCACGUGCAGCGCAUCCGCGGCUAUGUCGGCCGCCCGGACGCGUCGACCUUCUUCUCGGAACCGAAACGGUGGGCCGCCUGCCAGAAGUGGGAGGAGCCGCGGCGUCCGUGGUACAUGCGUGAGUAUCCGACGGCCUGGCGCGACGUCGACGGCCGCGCGGCGCCGGCGCCGCGGCGCGGCGAGGGCGUCUACAACAUCGUCCAGGACGGCGUCGACUACUCCGCGGGGGGGUACCCGCAGGACGCCGCGCGGGGCCCGGCCCGCAGGGCGUACCGGCGGGAUGUGUACUAG
Messenger RNA from Pelagomonas calceolata, 2027 nucleotides. The record is from the annotation of a GenBank genome assembly. NCBI's taxonomy places the organism in Eukaryota, Pelagophyceae, Pelagomonadales, Pelagomonadaceae.